Molecule: messenger RNA, 1215 nt
Organism: Paramisgurnus dabryanus
Lineage: Eukaryota; Metazoa; Chordata; Actinopteri; Cypriniformes; Cobitidae
Source: RefSeq, a predicted model, not a curated record
AUGCCGUAUAAGCUGUGGAAGGUUAAGGUUCUCUGUCCCAAUCCUGCCUGUGGACAGCAUCAACUGACAGGAGGCGGUCUGCAUAAAAGGGCACGGCAAGUUCAUGACAUUGACAGGAUGUACAACAUGGUCACAGAAACCCUCAUCUGUAAGAAGUGUAAAGCUUCUCAUGUGUCCUGGAGUCAGACUGUCCUGCAACAGCUGGAUCUGGGUCAUCGCUCUGAGUUUCGGGUCAUCCUCACGCUGAAGUAUGCCUGUGAUCUGAGAGUCAUUAGACUCUUGCGUGAACGUGGCCUAGGCAACAGCCCCACGCGUGUUAUUAAACAGCUGCGUGAGAACCACAGCGAGGAGUGGCUCCAGCGUCUGGCCCGGUACACCACCCAGUGCAUGGACUUCAUCAACCGCCCUGGGGUGUUGCCAAUGCAGUUCCAGGAACCUCCUGAGCCUACAGUGUUGCCGAGCGUCAAGUGGCUUCUCACUGUGUACAGCCAAGACAUCCUGACAAGGCUGGAUGAAAUCCAUGCCAGGAUAACAUCCACACAUGGCACAGUGUUGAAAAUGGAUUCCACUAAAAAGAUCACCAAGAAGCUGGCUGGUACAGCGAGGGGAACAGGAAAAUGGCUCACUUCUGUUGUCAAUGAGUUUGGUCAGGUGCUCAUGAGUGUGUUGACAGCCCAGGAAGGAGCAGGACUGGACAUGAUGAUAGAUGGUCUGGUGAAAAGAUACCAGCAGGCUGGUGUGGAUCCACCUGCUGUGUUGUAUGUUGACUGUGGGUGCUGCACUGAGGUGGGGGAAACCAAGCUGAAAACCAGGUUCAGAGGAUGGCCAGAUCUCUUAAUAAGGCUGGACAUCUGGCAUUUCAUGCGCAGGAUUGCUGUGGGCUGUACAACUGAUGCCCAUCAGCUUUAUCCUAUAUUCAUGGCACGACUGUCUGCAUGCAUCUUUGAAUGGGAUGCUGCUGAUGUUGCUGUGCUACGCAGAGCCAAGAAAGAGCUGCUGGUGUCCCAGGGUUGGCCUGUGCUGACAGAUGAAGUUGUCAGUAAACAUCUUUCCAAACAGGAGCUGGCUCUGCAUUGUCGGAGGAGGACCCAUGGAGAGGAGACUACCAUUCUUCUCCUUGAGCGGCUGCUAACAGAGCUCAUGACCAGCAAUGGCAGUGACUCUAUGGGUGUUCCUCUUCUGGACAGAGAAAGGAUGGAGACCCACCCGGUGUAA